Mycena indigotica is the source of this 2415-nucleotide messenger RNA. Its product is annotated as Glycoside hydrolase. The record is from RefSeq and is a predicted model, not a curated record. The transcript is spliced from 15 exons. Gene Ontology annotation, molecular function: alpha-L-fucosidase activity. Gene Ontology annotation, cellular component: lysosome. Bases 1 to 2415 code for a protein of 804 amino acids. NCBI's taxonomy places the organism in Eukaryota, Fungi, Basidiomycota, Agaricomycetes, Agaricales, Mycenaceae. Gene Ontology annotation, biological process: fucose metabolic process; glycoside catabolic process.
AUGAUAUUCCUCCCAUUUCUCCUCGACAUCCUCUGCUCUUUGAGUUUUAGCAAUACCGCAGUAACAGCUGCACUUGCUAUUUAUCCGUCCCAGCCUAUCGGUCUAGAAACACUCCUCAACAAUAACGCAGUCGUAGACUUUAGUGGAAAUGGCGGUGCAUUCAAUGGCUCGCUUCUUCCAACCGGCUCGUUCUCUUACGAUGGCUUAACCUUCUCUCUUCCUUCCUCUUGGGAUGACGCCGCGGACAACAAUGUGUUGGCAAACGGGCAAGUUCUCAAACUUGACAAGCCCACGUUCGCACACGAGCUACACUUUCUCUACGCUGGAGAUGGCGACAAUGCAUCGCCAACACUCUCUGUUUUUACCCUGCAGUUUUCCGAUGGAUCUUCCUACACAAUCAACGGCAAGUUUGUGGAAGCGAAGAGCUGGUGGGUUUGGGCCAACGUUAACCGGGCAGCGAUCAUCACGCCAUAUCACUUCCAAGGCGGCACGAAGAAUUUCAAUGCAACGAAUAUCUACGAAUAUUCUACUGCAGUACCUUCGGAGUCACCUUUGACAGCUAUCGUCUUUCCUUCGCAAACAACUGGCAGCCGGAUGCAUGUAUUUGCUCUUUCCAUCACACCGUCCUCAACAGAUGUGAAUUCUGCCGCUCUGGCACUGUCCAUACGAAGAGCACAUUUCUCUCAGCGGUGGCAACUUGUGAAUGGCGAUCGAGUUCAAGCCGUGCAAGUCACCAUCGCCAAUCUUCUUCCAGGUUACACAUUGGCUCAGUCACCAAGUCGAGCCAUCAAUUCCCCGCAUAGCAUCGAAAUCGUUGGAGAUGGCCUCAAAACACUUAACACAGGCAACUUCAGUCGUCUUGUUCCCGGCGAUCAGGCGCGCGUCGAUGUCUUCGUCACCGGCGCACGUGCUGGUGGAUCUGCUAUGGUCAACAUACGAGAUUCUACGGGAAAGAUCAUCGCAACGUCGACCGCGCUCCCAACCGCGCUAUUGAUAGAAGAAUACACUCCCGACACCACAUCCCUCAGUUUACAUGAGACGCCGUCUUGGUGGAACUCGGCCAAAUAUGGCAUCUUUAUUCACUGGGGGGUUUAUAGCAAGCCUGCAUUCGUGAACCGCGCCAUCUUUAGUUGGAUGUCAACUGAAUUUCUCCAGGCUCCUCCAAACCAGUAUGCCGAGUGGUAUGAUUGGGACAUUCGGCAACCGCCAGAUGCGAGCAACCCGACAUGGGUUCACCAUCUUGACACAUACGGGAAGGAUGUGGCCUAUGACGACUUUAUUCCUCAGUUCACCGCUUCAAAGUUCAAUGCUAGUGCAUGGGUUGAUAUAAUCGACCGAGCUGGUGCAAAAUACUUCGUUCUUGUUUCAAAACAUCAUGAUGGAUUUGCUCUCUUUGACACAGGCAACACGACCAAUCGAAACAGCGUACAACUUGGACCCAAACGCGAUUUGGUUGCGGAGCUGUUCCAGACUGCAAAGGAUGAGAAGCCUGACCUUCACCGCGGAACCUAUUAUUCAUUACCCGAGUGGUUUUCACCUGAUUUUGCCAAGUAUGGGUUUGGCUCCUGGCCAGGUGGACUGGCGCACAAUGCCUUCAACACGACUCCCGCGCUCGAACCAUAUACUGGACGACUAGAUAUCGACGACUAUCUUACUGACCUGCAACUUCCACAAAUGGUUGAUCUAGCAACAAAAUAUGACACGGAGAUUAUGUGGUGUGACAUCGGAGGACCUAAUCGGAAUCUCGAGUUUGCUGCGACCUUCUACAACCAUGCCAUGUCGCAAGGACGACAAGUGACUCUGAACGAUCGAUGUGGGAUAUUACCCGACUUCGACACUCCCGAGUACGCGACUUUUGGCAGCAUUCAACCAACAAAAUGGGAGUCUUCGGAGGGCAUGGAUCCGUUCAGCUAUGGUCUCAACCUCGCGACAAAUGCUAGUCAAUAUAAGAAUGGGACGACCAUUGUGCAGUCGCUCGUAGAUAUCACUGCGAAGAACGGUAAUUUCCUGUUGGACAUAGGACCGACUGCGGAUGGGGAGAUAAUACAGCCGAUGGUCGACAAUUUGCUGGAUGCCGGGUCGUGGCUUGAAUUUGCUGGCGAUUGUGUUUAUGACACAGAUUACUGGUUCCCAGCUUCUGAAGACCCCAAGCCGGUAAAUGGUACUCCGGCAGCCCGGUUCACGACGACGCCCAACACGUUCUGUAUCAUCGCAUUUGCGCCCCCGAGUGAUGGGUCGCUCGUUGUUGGAAAACGAUUGCCGCUUAUGUUAGGAGACGAAAUCGUGGCUCUACGUCCCAGUGGACCAAGUUCACCUCUCGCUUGGAACAUCAGUGCAAGCGGUGACCUGACGAUCCAAGUCAGUAGUGCGGACGUGGAGGGUGUGCGUUUUGCGUGGCCAUUCCGGGUGUCAUAA